AUGACUACUCUGCCAUCCUCUUCGUUUCCAAUAAAAACAAAUCAAACAGCACGUAUAAUAAACAACGUACACACCGAAGUACUAGUGACUGGGUUUAAUGACCGUAUUUUCGUAAUACUAACUCAGUAUGGAAAAUUGCACACAACGCUAGAUUCCCCCUCACCAACUACCUUUCUCUCGGCUGCCUCCUCAUCAACAACUACAUUAUUACCUUCAACAACAACAAAGUUUUUAUUAGGGUAUUAUUCACUAAAAUACCAAAUUUAUGCUUCACUCAUUUCUUCGUUGAUUGCACAAGAUAAUCCAAGAGAGACACGAAAUGUUAUUGUUGGAUUGGCAUUGUUAAAAAUGCCGAACAAGAAUAAAGAAUCAUCAACAAAUACCGAAAGAUCCAAAGUAAAUAAUGCCAGUGAUAAGUGA
Ambispora gerdemannii is the source of this 420-nucleotide messenger RNA. The record is from the annotation of a GenBank genome assembly. NCBI's taxonomy places the organism in Eukaryota, Fungi, Glomeromycota, Glomeromycetes, Archaeosporales, Ambisporaceae.